Messenger RNA from Xenopus tropicalis (tropical clawed frog), 3777 nucleotides. It is a transcript of the gene dpy19l3, whose product is annotated as dpy-19 like C-mannosyltransferase 3. Bases 486 to 2633 code for a protein of 715 amino acids. Gene Ontology annotation, cellular component: membrane. The transcript is spliced from 20 exons. NCBI's taxonomy places the organism in Eukaryota, Metazoa, Chordata, Amphibia, Anura, Pipidae. The record is from RefSeq and is a predicted model, not a curated record.
UUGCUUAUUGUGCAGUGGGAGGGAGAGCGUUAGGGAUAGAGUGAAAAUUGUUGGACAUUUUUGUCAAAAUAAAAAAGGGGAACAAAACCUUGAUUGCUGAAAGCCUAAGUAUAGAAAAAUGUGGAAUCCAGAUUACCUGCCUUUGCCAGACGUCUCUCUUUGACAAGCAGAGAACAGCCUUGUGUUUCCACAUCAAAGGAGUACUCAUAGUGGGAUUGCAACCCCCCUUUUCAGCAUGCCUUGAGGUUUGGCCUGACUUGGUUGCCAGGGUGACUAGACAGCAGUGCAGUCAGCACACACAUUUUCACUGAACAAGAUUCAUGAAAUCAGACGGCUUUUAUUCAACGGUGUAACUCGGUCCCCCUGCAGAUAAGUAAGAGGGUCCUGCACGACCAAUCCCUGCUCCCGCCCCCUCCUUUCGGCCGACCGUGCCAUUAUAUUUAAGAAAUCAAUUUGAAGAAUAAUAUGAGAAAUUUCUUCAUACAAUGACUACUGUACGGCAAAGAAAGAGAACAAAUGCUUUAGAACAAAAUCAGAUUAACUCACACACUGAGAAAAACACAAAGCCAAACAUCAAAGAGGUUUCUGGUCCAACAACAUGGGGAAUUCUCAGUCAUAUUAUUGGAGCAAUGAUGGCAAUAGCUCUUGGGCUCUUAACAUCAUAUUAUGUUGCUACGCUACAUGAAAAUGAUUUAUGGUUCUCAAAUAUUAAGGAUGUUGAAAGAGAGAUAUCUUUCAGGACAGAAUGUGGCUUAUAUUAUUCAUACUACAAACAGAUGCUUCUUGCACCAUCUAUCAAACAAGGCAUUAUUGAUUUAAUUUAUGACAAUAAAACAGAAUCUAUGAGAACAAUUAAUAUUCUACAGAGAAUGAAUGUGUACCAGGAGGUUGUCCUUGCCACUAUUUACAGAUACCUGCCUUUUUGGAAUUAUUUGGAGCCAGUUUACUUCUACAUUUACACUCUGUUUGGGCUUCAAACCUUGUAUGUAAGUGCUCUCUACAUUAACAGCUGGUUGCUCAGUAGAACGUGGCUUUCUGGGUUAUUAACAGCAAUAUGGUACAUUUUUAACAGGGUUGAUACUACAAGAGUUGAGUUUACAAUACCUUUAAGAGAGAAUUGGGCACUGCCAUUUUUUGCUGUUCAAAUAGCUGGAAUUACCUAUCUGCUCAGACCUAAUUUAACAGCUCUUAAGGAAAGAAUGGCCUUGAGUGUGGUGUUUAUUUCAACUUUCAUCUUUAGCAUCACUUGGCAGUUCAACCAGUUUGUAUUGCUUCUCCAAGCACUCGUCCUGUUUGCUCUUGAUUGUUCAGACAUGAUUCCUGCCAUAAAGGUAGCAAAACUGUACUUGAUACAAGUGACAUGCCUGCUGGCGGUUUGUGUGCUGCAGUUUAAUAAUACCAUGAUUCUGGGAUCCCUUGUUCUCAGCUUUGUUAUAGCAGCAAUGCUAGUAAGAAGACUUCAGAGAAACCUAAAAAGGGGAGAUCUUCUGAGGAGACUUUGUAAUCUCACAAUUCACAUACUCCUGGUUCUCUUUUUAACUUGGCUCAUAAAUAAAACAACUAAGAAAUUGCUUAACCUGCAGUCAGAUGAACAUAUUUUCAAAUUUAUACAAGCUAAAAUAGGUUUUGGGAAAACAAGGGACUUUGAUGCCAGCCUCUACUUGUGUGAAGAAGCUUUCAGGCAACUUCCAUUUGAUACAUUUGGCAGAUUUUCUGAUACACUGUUAUUUUAUCCUUAUCUUUGUGUCCUCUUCAUCUUAACCAUGGCUGCCUUGGCAACUACGUUUAACAAUUUCAGUUCGUCAAAUCCAAAUAAUAUGGAGAAAGAGAAAAAGAAGCCAAUUUAUGUGAAACCUGAUGUGGCCUACAAUUUAAUGCAUACUAUUUUAUUUGGGUGCUUGGCUCUCAGCACAAUGAGAAUGAAGUAUCUUUGGACAUCACAUAUGUGUGUAUUUGCUUCAUUUGGACUGUGCAGUAUAGAAGUUUGGGGAAUGCUUUUGAAAUGCUUUCGUCUAUAUACAGCACAGAGGGCCAACAUUAUGAGAUAUUUUGUGUCCAUCGCUGUGAUAAUUUAUCUGCUCUUCAAGUUCUCGCCAAGAAUAAUGGAGGAGCUUUCUGAAUUGCGUGAAUUUUAUGAUCCUGAUACUGUGCAGUUAAUGAACUGGAUAAAGUUGAACACCCCAAAGAAUGCAGUAUUUGCUGGAAGCAUGCAGUUGCUAGCUGGAGUGAAACUUUGUACUGGGAGAGUUCUAACCAACCACCCACAUUAUGAGGAUAAGACACUCAGAGAAAGGACAAAACAGGUAUAUCAGAUAUAUGCAAAUAGGUCUCCUGAAGAUGUGCACAGUAUACUGAGGUCAUUUGGAACUGACUAUGCAAUCUUAGAGGACAGCAUAUGUUAUGAAAGACGACAUGGUAGAGGCUGCAGACUACGGGAUCUACUGGAUCUUGAUAAUGGACAUAUAAUGGAUGGUCCUGGAGAUAAUGACCCUGAUCUGAAGCCUUCACCUUCUCCCCGUUUUUGUGAUGAAAUCAAGAGAGAUCUGCCUUCCUACUCCAAAUACUUUACCAGAGUGUUUAAGAAUAAAACUUUUCAUGUGUACAGAUUAUCACGGAAAACAGCACUGAAGUAGCUUGUUCCUGUUAUAGACUAUUUGGCCAGUAUUUCCAUUUAAAUUCAGUGAGGCAUACAUUGUUUUCUUGUAUGUUUAUAGAUUCUGACCCAAUAACCAUUGACACAUCUGUGGCAGUAUUAUUUUUCUGUAUUGUGGUCAGAGCUGAGUAUUUUAUUGUGCUUUUUUUAGUGCAGUAUUUGAAUACAAAGUCAAUUGCUUUGGGGAGCUAAACUGAACAGUAUUACAUAUAGUUACACUGCCAGCAGUUUCUUAAUAUCCUGGUAAUUUGCAAUGAUACCUGUAUCCCUUUUAUAUAUGUAUUUUUUAAUAUUAUAUGUGUAACUUUUCAUUACACAUCACCAUAUUUCCUUCCUAUUGACUAAGGUGCCAAAUGGGGGCAGAGUUUCCCUCUGUUCCUGCUAAAAUAUCUUGUUUAACAGGGAUGUUAGAACUUUCUUACUGCUCUGAAAGAGUAGAACCUGUCAUGCUUACUGCCAUGCUGCAAAUGCUAGGUUUGCCAGUAUACGGCAGUAUUAUUAUAUUUUACGACGAGGAUGGUUGUUCAGAGAAACUGGUGUCAAGAUGAAAAUGUGUGAUUUUUCUUUUUUAUAUUUUCUUUAUAAUGCCUAUGGUGGAUUGAACAAAAUACAUGCACUGUGUUUAUAAUGUAUACUAUAACCCUUAUAUUUAUUUCUCUUUAUAACUUUAACACUGUGUCUGUACAUACAUGUAUGGAAAUAAUUUUCAAGCCAUACAAAAAGUACAUAAGAGCCCAUUUACACUGUUACAACCAGCUCUUAUAACUGACAGGGUUGUAGUUUUAAGGUUUACAAUUAAUAGUUGCAUUGUCUAGUAGAGAUUAAUGAGCAGAAAUUAAUUUUUAUCUAGGCCCCUCACAGAUGUACCCUGGGUUACAUUAUAUUUUGCACUUUUUACGUGGAGGGGUGCAUUUCUGGUGCUGAUGUGUCUAUUUCAAAAGACUUCCUUACCAAACAUGGCAGUGAGACUAGAUAUACAUGCUAAAUCACAGCGGUGAACAUCUUGCAAAACAACAAAGCAGCAAUAAAGCUUGUGUUAAUGAAACGGCAAUGGCAUAAUACAAAUUGGGUCAAUAAUGUUACAGUAGUAUUCUUUUAAUGUGGCCAUACAUGGGCAGAUUCAG